Acaulospora morrowiae is the source of this 1989-nucleotide messenger RNA. NCBI's taxonomy places the organism in Eukaryota, Fungi, Glomeromycota, Glomeromycetes, Diversisporales, Acaulosporaceae. The record is from the annotation of a GenBank genome assembly.
AUGGCUGAAACAAACUCGAAAAAAAUACUCAGUUUAAUUCGCGAAUUACGCGAUCUAAUCAAAAACGCGCAAGAGCAAUGGAAUAUACCAGUAAAAAGUCCCGGGACGACCGGCGAUAGAUCGAAGGAGGCAGUUGCAAUUGCAAAUGUUGUUCAUCCGCUUGGACCUAUUAACGUGGUCGGACUCUCCAAGGAAUUUUCUCAAAAAAUAGAAUCGAUAAGUUCGCUAAUUGCGAGUUAUCAAAGAACCACGGUGCAAGAGAUCGCGCAAAUUACAGGAAUGGAUCCAAUGGUCAAAAAAUACCUUAGUUAUCUCAAGGACGAAUCGAAAAAUCUCAACUCGUUAUCAGAAGUACAAGAAAAUAUCAAAAUUUGCAAGAAUUUGGCUUUAGACGCGUGUCAAAAUACGUUCAAAUUUGUGAUCCAACAGACGACCGAUGUUUCGAAGAAAUUAGGAUUUCGAAUUAAUACUGAUAUUGAAGGCACUUUGUCGAUGUGGGGAUCCAUUAUUGUGAUGGACAUAAACUUUGACGAGGCUGCUAAUAAAAUCAUCAAAGUUACAAUCAAUAUUGCAUCCGAAUCUCAUCAGAAUGAUAAAGAUGACCUUGUUGACAAUCUUCUCACACAACAAUUAAGUGACUUCAAGAAUUUUAAAUUAUUUCAAAAAAAUCUUCAAGCACUAGCUACUUUGGAUACUCUGUCCAAAAUCAAUCACCCCUUAGAUUGCUUUCUGUGCAUCAAGUGCAUAGCUAAUGACAUUAAGUCAAUAUAUGAUAAAGAAUUUUCUGCUUCAGGAGGGGAUAUUCCUAAGAUCAUGACAGAUGGUCAUGGAAUUCCGUUGUUUCACGUAGAACGAGUGGGUCCUUCUAUUGCGUACUGGGCUCCGAGAUCUCGUAUCCUUGAAAUGGAUUGGGACGUUGUCAAAUAUGUUAUGGAGAAAGGCGAAAAUCACAAUUAUAUGCGGAAUUUCCAUCGUCUAUGGAUUACGAUGGAAGAGACCAGAUCCGCUCAAGUAUUUUUGCCUCCCGAACGAAAUCAUUAUUUGAUUGACGAAGAUGAUGACGAAUUUGAGUUAAUGCAGAGAUAUGAUAUUGUGCCAGACGAUAUCACAUUUCUCCUAUUACCAACCCCUUUAAAAUUUUUACAACCCAAAGAGAACUCCAUUGGUUCAACGUUUGUACAAUUUGUUUCAUGGCUUGAACCGCCUGUGUACGCAGUCGAUACCAUUGCUAAAGCAAUUGGAAGUUUGUCUGGUUUUUUUUUUAGUAGCGGAUCUGAAAAGAGAGAUCCUCAAAGUUUAUCAUUAGAGCAACUUUUGAUAGAAGAUGUGAUAUCAUCGGUGAAAUCAAGUUCAUCAGAUCGCGGUACAAGUUCGGAAAUACGAUGGGAAAAGAAAUUUGACGAUUCACCAUAUGUUCAAGUUUAUUCUUAUGACACAAAAUCUCACACGGAUGCAAAGAAGAUCGAACGUAUUCCUUUCAUUCAUCCCUACCAAAUUUUCAGUUCUUUCAAGUUUUUACGCCGACAACUAGUUUUUAACACGCUUUUUCAAAGUUGCUUCAACUCUUCUACAUAUAAACCAUUCUCCAAAUCUCAGAACACGUCUGCUGAGGCUACGAUAUUUGAAGAAAGUCAGCCAACAGACAUUCAAGUUCAUGUACAGAUAAUUGAUCCGCCUAAUUCCCUGUCUGUUACUUUCCAGGUGCCAGAAAUUGUUGCGUCGGUCUCUCUACAGAUCACUAUUUUAGAAGAUUCUCGGCUUUAUGUCUUACCGCAAAUACUUGGUGAAAGAAACGAUAACCGUGUCAUAACAGAUGAACUUUUGACACGAGUACUGCAAAUUUGUCAAGACGUUCCAAUGUUAGUCAGGUGGACAUUGAAAUCAUUAUUAAACAAUGCUAGAAUUAAGACUACCGAAGACGAAAUAAUGAAACUUGAUGGAUUUUUUACACUUGAUCAAACGGAAAACUAUGCUACCUUAUUCCCAUGA